CCGCCGUCGAUGUUAAAGCAGUGCUAUCAUGGCGGAGCGCGUUCAGCAGCCCCCAGCCAAACGGCUCUGCUGUAGACCGGGUUAUAACACGAAUUGUAGACAGGGACAACGGGCCGGGGGUACGUUAUGUGGCGGUUCGGGUGCGGCCCAAGGCGGGUCGAGCAAAACCCAGACCCCGGAGUCUCUGUUGGACAUCUCGGCCCGGAAAGUGGCUGAGAAGUGGCCGUUUCAACGGGUAGAGGAGCGCUUCGAACGGAUCCCGGAGCCCGUACAGAGACGGAUCGUUUACUGGUCUUUCCCAAGGAGUGAACGGGAGAUCUGCAUGUAUUCUUCGUUCAGUACAGGGGGAGAGGAGAGUGGAACUAGCGGGGAAAAUAUUGAUGAGACGCGGCUGCCUUUCAGACGAGGCAUCGCUCUGUUGGAGAGCGGCUGUGUGGACAACGUAUUGCAAGUCGGGUUCCACCUCAGCGGAACGGUAACAGAACCGGCCACGCCGUCGGAAUCCGAGCUCGUCUGCAGCGUGAGUGUCAGCUUCGACCGCUGCAAGAUCACCGCGGUCACGUGCAGCUGUGGCAAUAAGGACAUCUUCUACUGCGCGCACGUGGUAGCGCUGGCCCUGUACCGCGUACGGAAGCCCGAGCAGGUCAAACUGCACCUGCCCAUCUCAGAGACACUGUUCCAGAUGAACAGAGACCAGCUGCAGAAGUUUGUCCAGUACCUGAUAACAGUACACCACACGGAGGUGCUGCCCACUGCUCAGAAACUAGCUGAUGAGAUUCUGUCAACAAACUCUGAGAUCAACCAGGUCCAUGGGGCCCCAGACCCCACGGCAGGGGCCAGUGUGGAUGAUGAGAACUGUUGGCACCUGGAUGAGGAGCAGGUCCAGGAGCAGGUGAAACUCUUUCUCUCACAGGGAGGAUACCACGGCUCUGGGAAACAACUCAACCUGCUGUUCAGCAAGGUGAGAGAGAUGUUGAAGAUGCGUGACUCCAAUGGUGCCAGGAUGUUAACGCUGAUCACAGAACAGUUUAUGGGCGACCCUCGUCUGGCACUGUGGAGACAACAGGGAACCACCAUGACCGACAAAUACAGACAGCUGUGGGAUGAGCUAGGUACCCUGUGGAUGUGUAUUGUGCUGAACCCCCACUGUAAGUCGGAGCAGAAGUGUGUGUGGCUGAGACAGCUUAGACGGUGGAACAGCAUCGAUGUGUGUCCAUGGGAGGACGGAAACCAUGGCAACGAACUACCCAACCUCACACAUGCACUACCGCACGGCAACCCAGACUUGUCGUCUCGUCCUCAUAGGACAGUGUUUACGAGGGCCAUUGAGGCCUGCGACCUGCACUGGCAGGACACACAUCUGCAGCGCGUCAUCACACAUGACCUCUGCACACACACACACACACACUGUCCCCACGACAACCACGGCAGUGGAGGGGCACUGUUUGACGCCCGCGGAUGGCCCCUCUGGCAUGAGCACGUCCCAACAGCGUGUGCGAGGGUUGACGCGCUGCGGUCACAUGGUUAUCCCAGGGAAGCCUUGCGAUUGGCCAUUGCUAUUGUCAACACACUCAAACGGCAGCAACAGAAACAACUACAGCUCCUCCGCAACCACAAAAAAGAGCUGCUCCAUAAAGGCAUGACGUCAGUCACUAACAUGGAGGGCUGGGUGGGCCACCCCUUGGACCCUAUUGGCACUCUGUUCAGCACCCUACUGGACACGGGACGGGGAGACGAGGAGGGGGGCAACGCCUUCCUAGACUUCUCAGGCUCUGUGAGUUCAGCCAAAAGGUUGGAGCCCCACCUCUUCCCAGCACAACACUUCCUGGACGAUGGCCAAUCGUUCGUAGCACUGGCUGUAGAGACGGCUCUGAUUGGCUUAGGGCAGCAGAGGGUGAUGCCUGACGGCCUAUACGCCCAGGAGAAGGUGUGUCGCAACGAAGAGCAGCUAUUGGCCAAGCUCCAGGAAGUGGAACUGAACGAUGCCCUGGUCAAGAUCUUCCGCAAGCAAGCAGUCUUCCUGCUAGAGGCUGGUCCAUACAGUGGUCUAGGAGAGUUGCUCUACAGAGAGAGUGUUCCCAUGCAUACUUUCGCCAAGUAUCUCUUCACCUCCCUACUACCUCACGACGCUGAACUGGCGUACAAAAUUGCACUGAGAGCCAUGAGGUUACCGGUCCUGGAAACCACGGCUCCAUCAGGUGAUCUAUCCAGACCUCACCAUAUAGUAUCUAUGGUCCCUAACCGCUACCCUCGCUGGUUCACUCUGUCUCACAUAGAGUCACAACAAUGUGAACUGGCCUCCACCAUGCUUACCGCAGCCAAAGGCGAUGGGCGUAAGUUAGAAACGGUGUUAGAGUCCAUCCAGAAGAACAUCCACUCCUCGUCUCACAUCUUCAAACUGGCUCAGGAUGCCUUCAAGAUCGCUACUCUGAUGGACAGCCUGCCAGACCUCACACUGCUUAAAGUCUCACUGGAGCUGGGCCUUCAGGUGAUGAGAAUGACUCUGUCCACAUUGAACUGGAGGAGGAGAGAGAUGGUACGGUGGCUGGUCACCUGUGCCACAGAAGUUGGUGUGUAUGCGUUGGACAGCAUCAUGCAGAGUUGGUUCACCCUGUUCACCCCGACCGAGGCUACCAGCAUCGUGGCCACCACCGUCAUGUCCAACACCACCAUCGUCCGGCUGCACCUGGACUGUCACCAGCAGGAAAACCUGGCCUCCUCCGCCCGAACACUGGCCCUGCAGUGUGCCAUGAAGGACCCCCAGAACUGUUCCCUCUCUGCCCUCACCCUCUGUGAGAAGGACCACAUCGCCUUCGAGACGGCCUACCAGAUCGUUCUGGACGCGGCCGUCACGGGGAUGAGCUACACACAGCUCUUUACGAUAGCCAGGUACAUGGAGCACAGAGGAUAUCCCAUGAGGGCUUACAAGCUGGCCACGCUAGCCAUGGCCCACCUUAACCUCAGCUACAACCAGGACACCCACCCGGCUAUCAAUGACGUGCUGUGGGCCUGUGCUCUGAGUCACUCUCUGGGGAAGAACGAGCUGGCUGCUGUCAUUCCCCUGGUGGUGAAGAGCGUGAAGUGCGCCACUGUGCUGUCAGACAUUUUGAGACGGUGCACGUUGACCACGCCGGGCAUGGUGGCGCUGCACAGCCGUAGGAACUCUGGGAAGCUGAUGUCGCUGGACAAGGCGCCGCUCAGGCAACUGCUGGAUGCCACCAUCGGAGCCUACAUCAACACCACGCACUCUCGCCUCACGCACAUCAGCCCGCGCCACUACAGCGAGUUUAUAGAGUUCCUCAGUAAGGCCAGAGAGACGUUCCUCAUGGCCCAGGACGGACACAUCCAGUUUACCCAGUUCAUAGACAACCUUAAACAGAUCUACAAGGGCAAGAAGAAACUCAUGAUGCUCGUACGGGAGAGGUUCGGUUGACGAAGACUAAACUUAAAAACUAUUGUGAUUGGUCGAUGGAUGUAUGGAGAUUGAGAGCGAUCACGCCCCCUUUUACUUGAUUCUGCAUUUGUAUCCCUUUUAACUUAAAAAGUGACGGAAAAAGUGAAAGAAAAACCUGAAAACAACAAAAGGCCACAUCGGUAUUAAUGUGUAUAGACCCUAUUUAGUUCACAAGCAAACAAAAAAGAAAAUUGUCAUGUUGCGGAAGUGUGUGUGUGUGUGUGUGUCCCUUUAUGUAUAAAGACAGUGUGAAAGAGUGUAAGAGAGAGAACUAAAGAGAAAAAUAAAAUCUUUUUACACUGAG
Oncorhynchus masou masou (cherry salmon) is the source of this 3758-nucleotide messenger RNA. Its product is annotated as zinc finger SWIM domain-containing protein 6-like. The transcript has 14 exons. Gene Ontology annotation, molecular function: zinc ion binding. The coding region runs from base 29 to 3433 and encodes 1134 amino acids. Gene Ontology annotation, cellular component: Cul2-RING ubiquitin ligase complex. The record is from RefSeq and is a predicted model, not a curated record. Lineage: Eukaryota; Metazoa; Chordata; Actinopteri; Salmoniformes; Salmonidae.